AUGGCUUCCAUCCAUGCUGGCCUGCCGGUUCCUCGACCAAGCCGCCGACGUGUAUCUUUCUCUCCACAGGGCGGCAUAUCUCGCAUGCCAGGGUACAUCAACGAGACUAAACCCCCUUACCCCCCCAGACGUUGGAAGAGGGUGGUUCUACCCAAAGAGCUACCAAGCCUUCGAGAGGGGAGCACCGAGACUCCCACAGACCAAGAUUCAGAGACCUUACCAACCGAGAUCAAGCCCGGUUCGGAACCUCCAACUGAGCGUGUUUACAAUGUUGCGUCUGCUUUCAAUUUUGCUCCGGCCAGAGUGCACAAUCUCUCAGAAAGCACCGUGUCGUUAUGCCAAGAAGACGACCUUGUCGAAAUGAUGAAACAUUCCCUUCACCUAGCGACACAAGCUCCUUCCAUCAUGUCAAAAGAGGAUACUCCGUCUAUUAUGUCAAAAGACGAUUUAGCCUCCAAGGUUCGAGAUACCUCGUCAUCAUACGGGUCCAAAGACGACGAUCUGGUCCGGGCCAGGUCUCCAGCGUCACCACCAAGCCUGAACACGCUCAAUGAAACAAACCUUUCAAGAUAUAGCGAAGGAAAUGACCAGCUCUCGAACCUACACUCGAGCCCGCGUCCGAACACACCUUGUUCUACUCUACAUGAUGCUGCUGAUGAGGCAGCUGCUACCGCAAAUGAGUGGAAGUCAGAACCUCGUCUAGAAAUUUCCACUUAUGAUGGGCUUGACCUGGAUAAGUGCGAAGAAGAGGAAGAGGUGCUGCCAUCUGAUUCUGUCUCUCAAUGUCGCGCUCCACCCGACGUGAUUCAAAGGUGCCCAAGGUGCCAAUGUAGCAGCCGGGCCACGUUCGAAAGCACCCGUGCAAUCAAAAGUCAAUACGACGGAGGUGGUGACGCCGCCGGUUUCGAAAGCCCUCAGUUUGGCACCAAGCUACAUCCCAUCAACUUUGGGGACAAAUUCCAGAGCAAGAAACGAAAGCCUUCAACCAUUUCCCUUAAGAGCAUCUCGAGCCAUAUCCCGAAGAAGGCCAAGAAGCUCAAAACCUUUGCCAAUGACAUUAUUCAAGAAGGCACUAUCCGGUUCAACAAGCUCAAAUCAAAACUGAAGAAGCAGAAUGAACACAGCAGAUCAAAUUUUGAAGCAUGGAAGGCUAAUCGUCGGCGGGCACGGCCAGGUGAUCCAAUCAAAGGGAAACCUCAACCAAGCUACGCCAUGUUCAACCUAGAGAAGAGUGUCCACGGCAACAAGGAUGACUGGUGGAAAGAGGGCGUUCGACGUUAUCGUGCACCUUCGUGGAUGGUGUUCGGGGUGGGAGCUCAGCCUGCGGUAUAA
Clonostachys rhizophaga is the source of this 1332-nucleotide messenger RNA. NCBI's taxonomy places the organism in Eukaryota, Fungi, Ascomycota, Sordariomycetes, Hypocreales, Bionectriaceae. The record is from the annotation of a GenBank genome assembly.